AUGGCAUCGCUGUCGGAAAAAGACGUCCGCACUGGCCAAGUUCAUGCCAAUGACUCUUCCGAGUUCAAGGGUAUCAACGAGAAGGCUCUCCUGCGCAAGUUAGAUUAUCGCUUACUACCGCCUCUGACAAUAUUGUACCUUUUGUCGUUUCUAGAUCGCAGUAAUGUGGGAAAUGCGCGUCUCGAAGGAAUGACAGACGACAUCAAUAUGUCGGAUAUAGCAGGAAACCAGUACCUGACAGGUCUGACAUUAUACUUCAUUGGUUAUGUCCUUUUUGAAAUUCCCUGCAACAUCGUGCUGAAGAAAACCACCCCUCGAAUAUGGCUACCCACUCUGACCCUCGUUUGGGGAAUAGUUGCUACACUGCUGGGUAUUGUACAAAACUAUUCGGGAUACCUGUCAUCUCGAUUCUUCUUGGGUGUUGCAGAGAGUGGUCUGUUCCCCGGCGUUGUGUUCUAUCUGUCGAUGUGGUAUAAGCGGAAUGAGCAACAUUACCGUGUAGCUCUGUUUUUCAGUGCUGCCUCGCUUGCUGGAGCGUUUGGUGGAAUUCUGGCUUGGGCAAUCUCACAUAUGGACGGCGUGGGUAGCUUAAGGGGUUGGAGGUGGAUCUUCAUACUUGAAGGACUCUUGACAGUUCUCGUUUCAAUCAUCGCCUACUUCUGGGUGUACAAUUACCCAGCAACCGCAGAGUUCUUGUCCAAAGAGGAACGAGAAUUCAUCCAAUUUCGUUUGAAGAAUGACAACGACGCUACCCGCGAUGAAGAUUUCUCUUGGUCCGCUGUACAAGACGCAUUCAAAGAUCCGAAGGUCUGGCUGUAUGGUCUCGGGUUCCACACCAUGUCUCUGCCACUAUACACCCUGUCCCUCUUCCUUCCAACCAUCAUCAAAGAACUUGGAUACUCGGCCGCGAAGGCGCAGCUUCUCUCUGUGCCACCAUAUGCAGUCGCAUUCUUCCUGACUAUUGGUGUCGCAGUUGCGUCUGAGAAAACUCGCAGUCGUGCACCUUUCAUCAUGGGCUCAUCUGCUGUCGGAUGCAUCGGGUAUAUAUUGCUUCUCUCGCAACAUCGCCCUGGUGUGUCUUACGUCGGAACGAUUUUCGCCGCGGCCGGUAUCUACCCAGCUGUCGCCAUCGUGUUAUCCUGGCCAGCCAAUAACGUUUCGGGCCAGACAAAGCGUUGUAUUGCAAACGCGAUGCAAAUUUCCAUCGGAAACCUUGGCGCUGUACUCGGAACACAGCUAUACCGCACUGAAAGUGCCCCGAGGUAUUUCCUGGGUCAUGGAUUUGCCCUGGGCUACCUGGUAGCUAACAUUGCGGUCGUUGGCGUCCUGUGGCAAGUUCUCAAGAGGGAGAACUCUGAGAAAGAGCGAAUCCGAGAUACCCAAGGCCUGUCGCCAUUGAUGGGAGACGUGGGUGAUGCGGAGGGGGAGUUCCAAGGUGAUAAGGAUCCCCGAUGGGUGUUCCAGACAUGA
Messenger RNA from Penicillium salamii, 1470 nucleotides. The record is from the annotation of a GenBank genome assembly. Lineage: Eukaryota; Fungi; Ascomycota; Eurotiomycetes; Eurotiales; Aspergillaceae.